Molecule: messenger RNA, 2736 nt
Organism: Trypanosoma conorhini
Lineage: Eukaryota; Euglenozoa; Kinetoplastea; Trypanosomatida; Trypanosomatidae
Exons: 1
Coding region: 1-2736 (911 amino acids)
Source: RefSeq, a predicted model, not a curated record
AUGUACGCGCUGAACCCCUCACUCUUGCCCUUGGGAUCUUCCUCGGACCUCACCAACUUUCCAUUAGCCUCCCGUAGGGGCUCAAACUCCUUCAGCGCCCCAUUUCUUGUCAGCGAGGACGAUGCGCAUGCGCAGAGCACCACCUUGUUUGGCAGCACUGCGGAGACGGCGGCUUCCGUGAGUCUCCAGCCGAGCACCACAGAGGCUGUGGCGGAGUUGAUGCGGCGGUUUGUUGAGGAGAACCGCAGGUUGAAGGGGCUCCCAGUGCCUGCGGCAACGCCCUCGCAGGCAACGGAUGCUCUGCAUUUCUCAUCCGCGGCGGACGCAGGAGUGCGAAAGGGCAAGUUGGCAGCGAAGCCGUCUGGAAAACCACUCAUGAAGGCGAAGCCCACCUCCGCUGUGCCACCGCAGCGGAGGCUGUCGCCCACCAGCCGCCCUGUAAGUCGCCAGCACUCGGCAAGAGGGUCUGCUUCGCUACUUGCAACCUUGGCAAAAAAGCAGCAGCAACCCUGUGGCCUUUCACAUGGAACGAGAUCGACGAUGUCGAACACUGGCAGAGGCCUGUCGGUCCCAUCAAAAACGCGAGCAGCAUCGCUGAAGGAAGGGUACUUUGCCGGUGGAGGGCCAAGGAAGAGCUUCAUUGAGAGCAUCACACUCUGCGAGGACGACACCUGGCUGCCUUUUUCUGGGGUGAAGAAGGCGAGGCGGAAAAGGCCGGCAACUAAGUCCGCGCCGGCGCCAAAGCCGCCUCCACGUCAACUGGCGAGGCAGCAGUACGACGAAGAUGCAACCCCGUUUGCCGGAGGGCGGGUUGCCUCCUCCUCGUCAAGACCCUCGCCGCAGAAGCUUUCCUUGGCAGGCGUCAGGGCUUCUUGGGACCGCAUGGGAGAGGUAGACGCUUUCGGUGCCGCCUCCCACCCUCGCGCCCUGUCCCUUUCUCGCAGGGAUGGUGCCAUCGGUGUCUCCUCGCGGGCCCUGAAGGUCCCGCGGAUGUCCAGUCGCUCCCUGCAUGCAUGGAAUGAGACGCCCUCCAACGUUGUCUUGCCAAAUGGCACGCUGCCGUCGCAGGAAAGGCCGGAAGAAAGUGAGGAAGUUCAGUGCGAUAUUUGGCGCACCGCCAGUGAGCAGGUGGAGGAUGACACUGAAAAGGGAGGGUGGAUGCGUCCGCUGCAGGAGGUAGGACGAGCUGAGCGACGCGCCACUCAUGACGCGGGUGGCGGCGGGAAACUUUACACACGUGGAAUGGACGACGCCGAGGAUGACGACGACGACGACGACUAUCAUGCGCUUUUUCAUGCGUUACAGCGACUGCGCCCGCGUCACCACCGUCUCAUUGACGUCCUCAAUGAAUCCACGACGAGAACGACGUCGGGUAAUGUGCGAGGAUUUACGAACUCCUUUGCGGCGUGCUCCGCGCUUCUUAAGGAGCCCCAGCAAUUGCUUGACAGUAGGUUCUUUAGGUCCACCACCACCGCCGCCGCCGCCUCACUAAGUUCUGGUGACCCGGGACGGGUGGCGUCAUUUGCCCUGGGUAUAACUGGGGUCCCGCUCUUUGAAACGCCGGAGAAGCGUCCCCAGUUUGUGGAGUUGUCGCCCCCUGCCAAAGUGUUAUACGCGGCGGUGCUGUACCUCCGAGCACUUGGUGGGUUUCCGACGCUGCUCCGCGUUAACCCACUCAGCACUGACAGCGGCGUCGUGGGCAAGGAGCACUGUGUGGAGCUUGUCUUUUGCCCGCUGUUACGCCCGCAGGCGGAGCAGAGUGCGCCUUCCGGCCCACCACAGACGACGCGGCUGCGAUACUCAAGUAUGGUUAACUCCAUCAUGGCGGCCCGGCACACCUCUGGGGGAGGCAGUCAGGGCGAGGGUGUGGGGCGGGAAGAGCGCACGGUGAUUGUGCGCUCUGUUCUAGCGGAAAAGUCCGUCGUGGAGCGCUUUGGGAAGGCGGAAGUUGUCCAUGUGCUGCCGCCCAUGUACGAUGAAAAGGCACCCUUUGGAGGCGGCGCGGAUAGCACAACCAGAAAGGAGCUGCUUGAAGCCAAAAGUGACGCCGUUCGGCAUCUUUUAAGCGACGCAGAGCCCAGGCGCGGGUCCACGGUUCGGUCGCGGGUGGCGCGCAGUGCCGCGUCCACGCGGGGCGUUGGCUACGGCGGGCGGAGCCAGCACGCCGACUACGGUGACCUUGCGGUGGCGUUUCUGAUGAGCGGGGGAUUGUCGAGCCUGAGCGAUGUGCCGCCGGAGCCCAUGGAACUCGAAGCCUUGCGGUACAAGGUCUACGCGCUCAGGCACCAGGAAUUGGCAGACGCCACGAAGAAGGAGGAUGUUGGCGCCGCCGGGCCACAGCGCUUUGCACAGCAGCAACGAGCCCAGCGGGGCAGCGUUGGCCUUAGCUUGCUGGCGGGCGAGGCUCAGCCGUCUUCCCCGCCUGGCAAGGAGCGAACGGCGUCAAAAACGCCUGCAGAGCGAACCCGGGGUGAGGUGGCGAAGGCGGAGGCCAUGCGGCGGCGGUUUCCGGCGUACGCGCCUGUGACAGUCGCGGAAUCCACCCUUGCGACCAUCACGGGUCGCGGCGCCGCGGUGGGUGUAGACGACCCACAAGUAGGCGCGUACGAGGGGCCGCACUUCUACAAGUUGCGUCUGCCCCGCCUCUACACCGACAUCGUGGAUGCCGUGCAGCUUGCGCUAGAUGUACAGGAUAGGCUGAAAACUGAGAAUGUUGCCCGUGCAAGGUUUUUCUAG